Molecule: messenger RNA, 2941 nt
Organism: Hyla sarda
Lineage: Eukaryota; Metazoa; Chordata; Amphibia; Anura; Hylidae
Gene: AACS
Product: acetoacetyl-CoA synthetase
Exons: 18
Coding region: 27-2045 (672 amino acids)
Biological process (GO): lipid metabolic process; positive regulation of insulin secretion
Cellular component (GO): cytosol
Molecular function (GO): acetoacetate-CoA ligase activity
Source: RefSeq, a predicted model, not a curated record
AGUAGAGAAGCUCGGGCACAGCCAGCAUGUCUAAGAAGGAGGAGCUCAUGGAGGAGAUCAUGGAGUCUAAAGUGAUGUGGUACCCUGACUCCAAGAAAAUCACACAGAUGGACCGGUUCAGAGCCAGGGUGAACACCAGUCAUGGGCUUAGUCUGGCUAACUACAAUGAACUGUACAAGUGGUCAGUAGAAUGCUAUCCAGAAUUUUGGGGCGAACUUUGGGACUUCAGUGGCAUUGUCUACUCCCGUAUGUAUGAUGAGGUUAUUGACAGAUCUAAAGGGAUUGCUAACAUUCCAGAAUGGUUUCAUGGGAGUCGUCUGAAUUACGCAGAAAACCUUCUGAAAUACAAGAACAAUGAUAAGAUUGCUUUGUAUGCCAUAAAAGAAGGCAGGGAGAAUGUGGAAAAAGUGACUUUUGAAGAGCUGAGAAGAGACGUUGCUUUGUAUGCAGCUGCCAUGAGGAAGAUGGGAGUCGAAACUGGAGAUCGUGUUGUUGGCUACCUUCCAAACUGCAUACAGACACUAGAAGCUAUGCUGGCUGCUGCAAGUAUUGGGGCAAUUUGGAGUGCCACAUCCCCAGAUUUUGGAGUAAAUGGAGUAUUGGACAGAUUUUCUCAGAUUCAGCCCAAGUUAAUCUUCUCGGUGGAGGCCGUAGUUUAUAAUGGGAAGGAGCAUUCUCAUCUGGAGAAACUGCAAAGUGUGGUAAAAGGGUUACCAGAUUUAAAGAAAGUUGUUGUGAUUCCUUAUGUUCUACCAAAAGAUAAAAUUGACCUCUCCAAGGUUCCCAACAGUGUAUUUCUGGAUGAAUUUUUGGCAACUGGAAAAGUUGGUGACCAAUCUCCUCAGCUUGAAUUUGAGCAGCUGCCCUUUAACCACCCUCUUUUUAUCAUGUAUUCAUCUGGCACAACAGGCGCCCCCAAGUGCAUGGUGCAUUCAGCAGGGGGAACAUUAAUAAAACAUCUAUCGGAGCAUAUUUUGCAUGGCAAUACUACCAGCAGUGAUGUCAUCAUGUAUUAUACAACGGCUGGCUGGAUGAUGUGGAAUUGGCUGGUUACAGCAAUCGCCACUGGAGCCUCCUUGGUGCUGUAUGAUGGCUCCCCUCUUGUACCAAGUCCAAAUGUGCUAUGGGACCUUGUGGAUCGAUUGGGGAUAACCAUUCUGGGGACUGGUGCCAAGUGGUUGGCAGUUCUAGAGGAGAAAAAUCUUAAACCUCGGGAAACUCACAGUCUGCAAACCCUUCAUACAAUAUUGUCAACAGGAUCUCCUCUAAAGCCACAAAGCUACGAUUAUGUCUAUGAACAUAUAAAGAGUAAUGUCCUCCUCGGAUCCAUCUCUGGUGGCACAGAUAUUAUUGCUUGUUUCAUGGGACAAAAUGUCACCCUUCCAGUCUACAGAGGGGAAAUCCAAGCCCGGAAUGUUGCAAUGGGGAUAGAAGCAUGGAGCGAAGAAGGAAAGGCGGUGUGGGGAGAAAGUGGGGAGAUGGUUUGUAUCAUACCAUUACCGUCUCAGCCCACGCACUUCUGGAAUGAUGAAGAUGGCAGCAAAUACCAGAAAGCUUAUUUCUCCAAAUUCCCAGGUGUCUGGGCCCAUGGAGAUUACUGCAAAAUAAACCCUAACACAGGAGGGAUUGUAAUGCUGGGACGCAGUGAUGGAACGUUAAAUCCAAAUGGGGUUCGAUUUGGAAGCUCAGAAAUCUACAAUAUAGUUGAAUCUUUUGUGGAAGUCUCAGACAGCCUGUGUAUCCCUCAGUACAAUAAGGAUGGGGAGGAAAGGGUAAUUCUUUUCCUUAAAAUGAACAGUAACUACACCUUUAACAAUGAUCUGGUUAAAAGGAUGAAGGAUUCUAUCCGUUUAGCAUUGUCUGCCAGACAUGUGCCAGCCCUGAUCCUUGAAACAAAAGACAUUCCGUAUACUAUCAGUGGGAAGAAGGUUGAAGUUGCCGUUAAACAAAUCAUUGCAGGUAAAGAAGUAGCUCAUCGCGGGGCGUUCUCAAAUCCACAAUCCCUGGAUUUGUAUCGCAAUAUUCCAGAGCUACAGAAUUACUGAACACUGUACCCAAGAGACUGUCGGUGUGGUGUGCACAUAUUCAUGCUGGGCUUGAACAUCAACCUGGAAAUCUAGUAAAAUGUAAAAAUGAUCUAUCUAUCUAUCCAUAUAUGUAUCUAUCAUCUGAUUAUCUGUCACUUGAAGGGGUAUUUCCCCACUAACAUUUAUCACUUUUUCACAGCAUAGGUGAUAAGUGUGAUGGCUGUGGGUCAUGCUGCCAAGACCAAACCCCCAAGUCCACUGUGUGAAUAGAGCAGUAGUGUACCUAUGCCAUCGCUGCUCAGUUCACUGCUUGGGACUGAAAAAGUUAAUGAGAUAGAACUCUGCUUUCUCAUCAGUCCUGUAAAUGAAAAGUUUUUCUGGCUGGUGGGUUUGCCAUGUAUCUUCCAGCAGUUAAAAAUGGAUCACCUAUUUUGUGGAGCAUAGCAUUUUAAUAGCCAUUGUUUUAUUCCCUGCUGAAAAAAAAUAGGCCAUUUUUUUUUAUUCAAAGGGUAGGUAGCUAUUAUCUGAUUGUUAGUAGCCUUUUAGUGUCUGAACUACAACAUGUAUUAAUUUCAGCAUUUAUGGCAUUCAGAUUGGAUGAGUUUAAAGAGCUCCUGAAAAGGCAUAGCUGGAUAGCUGUUUAUGGCAAUGUUAAAGGGGUAUUCCAGGCAAAACCUUUUUUUUAUAUAUAUCAACUGGCUCCGGAAAGUUAAAUAGAUUUGUAAAUUACUUCUAUUAAAAAAUCUUAAUCCUUCCAAUAGUUAUUAGCUUCUGAAGUUUUCUGUCUAACUGCUCAAUGAUGAUGUCACGUCCCGGGAGCUGUGCAUGAUGGGAGAAUAUCCCCACAGGAACUGCAAAGCUCCUGGGACGUGAGUCAUCAGAGAGCAGUUAGACAGAAAACAACAACUCAACUU